Molecule: messenger RNA, 3621 nt
Organism: Lytechinus variegatus (green sea urchin)
Lineage: Eukaryota; Metazoa; Echinodermata; Echinoidea; Temnopleuroida; Toxopneustidae
Exons: 2
Coding region: 406-2538 (710 amino acids)
Source: RefSeq, a predicted model, not a curated record
AGAUGCCUAAAUCGAUAUAUUGCUGUUCAAACUUUUUGCCCCUUCCCCAUACCUAUUCAUGUCAUUUGUAACGAUUUUUAUACACCUUAUAGAUCUGUGUUUGUUACUAUAUCAGCGAGGGGAGUCCAUUUUGGUGUAGGCCACCACCAAUGCUUCCGUGGUCAUGUGCUAGUAUUUCUUCCUUUUAAAAACUACCAAGUCAAUAUCUAACAGGAGACGAGAAGAAAACAAGACUGUUAUAAGACAAAAUGGAGAGUGAUUGUAUCUUGUUAAAUUGGCCCAUGUCAAAGUGCCAAGAAAUUAUUCCCUGCAUGCUGACUGCAUGUCCAUUGCUCGUUGCCUGUGUAUAUUAAUGUCAUCGAUGAUUUUGGACUUAUCUUAGCCUUGGUUACUCCUACUUUCAAGAUGACGUACGGAACCAAGAAUUACGGCGCCGUAGCGUCAGCCUACGGACCGCUUACUAGAAACAUGCCCAAAGUAAAGACAGCAACUGGACAGCAAGAAGGAGACAACCAGUGGAAGCAGAAGCAAAAAGUACUCCAUGGAUCUCUUCUUGAGUACACGAAGAGGAUGGACAAGAUCAAACAGGCUCGGAUGGCCAUUUCAAAGAGCAAGGAACAAGGUCGAUUGAGUUCGUUACCACAGCAACGACGGCACUUUAAAAUGGUCUUACCCGGUUUGGACCAACUGGAGCAUGACGCACUGUCUUUGACCAAUAAGUUCAUUAGCCAGGCUCAGUUCCAAUCAGCAUCCAGUGCCGCAGAUAAGUUAAUUGAACGUUCUAAGGAGACAUUGCCAUCAGAAGGCGUUAAGUCCAGUAUCUUCAGCAACGAGGUACAGGAGCGGUCAAAGGCAUCACCGAACUCGUUUAAACAGAACUGGAGAGUUCUGAAGGAUGUUAAGGUCAGGAACAUACCGGUCCUUAAAACAAAAGAUGGUGUUGUCUAUUCAACGGUUAGUCGCCCAGCUAAGAUCAAUCAACCUCAAACAGCAGAGACCUUUGAAGAUACAAGGACUACCAUCGUGAAACUGGACGAGCAAGGGAAUGCCAGUACAAAUGUGACCAAUGAAAAAUUCCGGAAGUAUCACCCUGGAAUUUUACCAAUGCCUGGUAUGAAAGGCCCUUACAAGUCCAAGGUUACCCUACAUGUUUCGUUGCCCCAGAUGGAGAGGGAAUUCGAAGGUGAAGCCGACGAGGAAAAUGACACCAACUCCUGCUCCAUCGACUUACCGAAUGAUUCGCAAUCGUCAAGCCGCGUUCAGACACCGAACCCUACAAAGACUGACACCGGACAGGACAUAUCAAGUGCUACUCUUCAAAAUAAAGAGAAAUUCGAAGCUGUUUUGAGCAACGAUCCAAAAGAUGAUGAAAACGGUGCAACACAUAACGUAAAAGAGAAGCCGGAAGAUGUCGCAAAAUCUUUAAAAGGAAGGGACACGCACAAUGAUCGUCCAAAUGAAAAAGACAAUUUCAAAAGACAUAUUAAAAAUGAGAAUGCUAAAAAUAUUUCUCCUGUUAAGAAAAUAUCGGUUUUGCCGCCGACAACGAAUUUACCGCGAGAGAAUAAGCAUGGCGAAAAGAACCAUUAUCCCUGCGCUGAUUGUCCUGUGUGCAAAGCUGAAAUGGAAAGUUCUGAAUCGAGUUCGUCUAUGCUCAAGAAAAAAGACAAGCCAUUGCCAAAUAUCAAGUCGUCAUCUGGCCAAGAUUCGAGCCGCGAGAAAAAUAAAGUUAAAAGAAGCUCUCUACAACAGAUAACCUUACCAGGCGGAGUGAUGAAAUUAGGGAAGGUGACAUAUCACAGGACGUAUAAGAUCAAUGUCAGACCAGUACCACCGCAUAUGAAGCAGAUGGUAGGUGGUGUCAGCAGUGAGCUGACGUUGCAUGAUUCCUUUGCAGAUGCUGUCAACGGCACCGAUGUUCUCAAAGAAGCCGAACGAACUCUCCGCUUUGAAAAGAACCGCAAGGAAAACCAAGAACGGAGGAAGAGAUUUACCAAUGAGACGAAACCCAUGCAACCGUUGUGCAGACACGGUCGUUUCGUGCAGGAGUGUUACACGUGUAGAGCUGUUGAAGAGAUCCGUCAAAGACUGAACAGCUCUUACAGCCGUAGCGAACAGCAGUACCAAUGGAACCUUCUGUCGAAACACGAACGGCACUUGACGCAGAAUGGCAGUAGGCCUAUGUCGAAUGUGAGACCACCCCUGCGAAAGAACGCUCCAUACAGGUUAUCCGCAAUCUCUAAAUCUACAGAUACUGUUCAUGCUGCAGAAGACAGUAAUGCACUCCCUGGUAAACCUGGUGGUAGGGUCAUCACUGAAAAGGAAGAAGGACGUGCCAAUCCUCAAGGUUUGCUGCCGAAACAAGCAGAGCGCAAUAUCGACGAGAAUUGUGACAAUGUAUCGAAUGAGAAUGAAGAAUUGGCGAACAAAAAGGUCCGAUUCGCAGAGGAAAGAAUAUAUGAUCCCAUGAGGGGGUCCUACAGACAGAGCAGUAAUUCGAACAAUGAACAGAUGCUUUUACCGCCCCUUAAAAACUGACAAGUUUUAUUGUCAUUUUGUGUUCGUUCAUGGAAUAAGGUGUUAACAAUAUUAAUGUAUUAUACAGUGGCGUAAUGAGGAAAAAAGAUUGAGGGCCAGAUAUGGUGUAUCGCGUACAAUUAAUAAAAACUUGCGAGCGAGUGAAGCGAUCGAGCAAAAAUUUCGACAUUUAUUACAAAAGUCCAAUUUGGAGAUAUAUUUUGACAUUAUAUUCAGAAAAUAUCAUCAUAUAUGUAUUUCACCCUUCUCUCUUUCCUUUUCUCAAUUUUUUUCUUGGUCAUGAAAAACAUUUGUGGGCAAGAACCCCCCCCCCCCAUCUGUAAGCCACUAUAAUGGACACCCUGUACUCUAUAUUAUAUUUUACGUGCUGUGCAGUUUCGAACGAGCCUCUUAUUCAUGUUAUAAUGUAAAUAUCGUGUUUACUGUACUAAGCAAUGCUUUUGUCUUUCAAUCAUUCUAUCAGCUGGGCUGAUUCAGGGAAAGAUGUUAGUAGUAACAUUCUAUCAGCUCCUGUAAACCAAUCUGGGGGCUCAUUGCGCAAAGUAACUACGCGCUUGAUCAGUGUCAUGCGAGUGAGCAAAACGAGCAAGUACACUUUACAAAUACAAAAUGCAAAAAAUAAUGGAAAAGGGCCGAGGAGUGACACCAUUUUCUUUUUCAUAAAAAACAUUGCCUUUCCCCGACGUUUUUAAAGGGUAUGUUAUCCAAGGAACAUGCGAACAUAAUUCUUCGUUUUCAACCCUAAAUUGCAUAAGCUCUAAUGUCAUAUGCUCAGUCGUAUUGUUCCCUCACGCGCUCCGUAGACUCCCGUGCCUAUUUAUGAUCAUGAACACGUUGAACGUAAUGAUAUUCUUGCUAUCUUGAAAAAAGAAAUUCUAGCCUUGUAACGUAAUUGUAAGACAUGAUUAAUAGCAAAUAUAUCUAUGUCCCUAUAUAUAUUUAUUUUUGUUUGCAUGCUCAUUGUGUUAAGCAUGUACCCAAUACGUUAUGUUUUAAGAAAAUAUGCAAUCAGUGACAAUGGCAUGUGGUACUAGAAACACCAUCAAUUUAUCAGUCAAGUACUAAUAAAUCCACCUUCGGGUC